Gambusia affinis (western mosquitofish) is the source of this 2162-nucleotide messenger RNA. It is a transcript of the gene mthfd2l, whose product is annotated as methylenetetrahydrofolate dehydrogenase (NADP+ dependent) 2 like. Bases 536 to 1660 code for a protein of 374 amino acids. The record is from RefSeq and is a predicted model, not a curated record. Gene Ontology annotation, molecular function: methylenetetrahydrofolate dehydrogenase (NAD+) activity; methenyltetrahydrofolate cyclohydrolase activity; methylenetetrahydrofolate dehydrogenase (NADP+) activity. Gene Ontology annotation, cellular component: mitochondrion. The transcript has 8 exons. Gene Ontology annotation, biological process: tetrahydrofolate interconversion. NCBI's taxonomy places the organism in Eukaryota, Metazoa, Chordata, Actinopteri, Cyprinodontiformes, Poeciliidae.
UGUAUUGGUACUUCAUUUAGAAAAUACAUUUUAAGGCUGUGCUCUCACUAUUGAGGUUUGAUUAGGAAACACACUUUUGACUAUUAAAAAACAAACUGCCAUUCUAGAAUGCUCUCUGGAAAUUAUUUUCAUUUCAAUGGUUUAAAAUAAAAACAUUACAAUCACAAUUGUAGGAAGAGAUACAACUGUUGUUGAGACUUUAAAAAUAUACUAAAGCUGUAUAUAAUUGUUCACAUUUGGUCAAAGUCUUUCUAUUGUUUUUCUACUUUUUGUCUUCGUUAUUAUUUCACAUUCAUAACAUAUUUAGGAUUACAUGCAUAUGGUUGCUUCAAAUAAUAUGAUCUCGCAGGAAGAAAUUGUAAUUUUUUUUUUCUCGUCAAUAUGCUUUUUGUAUGCUCUGCCCUGAACAGCUUUUUAUGUUACAUUAUGUUUAAGAACUGUUACUUUUAUAUAUGUCUUUCUACGUAAAUGUUUAUUUGACGGUUGAACAUCUAAACGCCUGUUACUAAAAAUCAGAACAUACUGUAUGUAGAACAUGUUUCAAAUAGAACCUAUAUUACCCUUCCCCUUUUGUGCACGCACGUACACACGCACGACGUACCCACGCACAAAUAUGGCGGCUUCUAUUUCACCUCUACGCUCCUCCUUCAGGAUUUGCUCACCGUUAACUGCACACUUUCACUGCUGCCGUGCCAAACUGCGGAUGCACAGAAAGUGCGAGAGUCAAAGGAGGCAUCUGUACCACUCUGUGAGAAGGCACAGUGCUGUGGUGAUUUCAGGAACAGAGUUGGCCCGUCAGAUUCACAGAGAAAUCCAGCGAGAUGUGGAAGAGCUAAUCGCUCAGGGCAACAUGAGACCCCACCUUGGCGUAAUCUUAGUCGGAGAUGACCCUGCCAGUCAUACCUAUGUUAAGAACAAGACCCGGGCAGCCACCAUCCUGGGUAUUUCCAGUGACACAGUGGUUCGGCCCAGCUCAGUUUCCCAGGAAGAGUUGCUGGGGCUGAUUGAUAGGAUGAACCGUGACUGGAGGGUCAGCGGUCUCCUGGUGCAGCUGCCACUUCCAGAGCACAUCAACGAGCGAGCUGUGUGUAAUGCAAUUGCUCCAGAGAAGGAUGUUGAUGGUUUCCAUAUUGUGAAUAUUGGAAAGUUGUGCCUGGACCAGAGAUCGAUGGUACCUGCGACGCCUGCAGCUGUCUGGGAGAUGAUCAAAAGAGCAGGAAUUGAGACGGUGGGAAAAAAUGUCUUGGUUGCUGGUCGCUCCAAAAAUGUUGGAAUGCCCAUUGCUAUGUUGCUGCAUACUGAUCGUAACCAUGAACGCCCUGGAGGUGAUGCCACAGUGACGAUCGCUCACAGAUGUACACCAAGGGAUCAGCUGAAAAAACUUACCAUGCUGGCUGACAUCAUAAUUGCAGCAGCAGGCGUUCCAGGUCUGAUCACAGCAGACAUGGUGAAAAAGGGUGCAGCAGUUAUUGACGUCGGCAUAAAUCGCAUUCUGGACCAGAACAAGGGGAAAGUCCGGCUCAUCGGGGAUGUGGAUUUUGAGGGGGUGAAGGAGAAAGCAGGUUUCAUAACACCUGUUCCAGGAGGUGUUGGUCCAAUGACUGUUGCCAUGCUCAUGAAAAACACUGUGACUGCUGCCAGAAAUGCACUGAUGCAUUAAAAACAGUAUACACCCUUCAUUUUACUUUGCAUUGCAGAGAGAUAACAGCUUAUGAACAUGCGAUAACCUGCAUACAUUUCAGCACACACUCAAAACCAAAUCCUUCUGCUGAACAAUUACACACUUUUAUUUCAACAGUUUUGACCUCAAGAUUUCAUACUUGCCUGGAAACCUACUUGAUAUGUACCAUGUUUACUUCCAUAUUUAUUAUUUAUUUUAUUAUUGUAGUUCAGAUUUUGCUUUUGUACGUUAGAUUAAUAUUUUUUCUACUGCAGUGUUUUGAUUUAUGGAAUAUGCUGAAAAUUAGCAAGAAAGAAGUCAUAAUAAAAGUGGGUUUGAGUCAGUGCCGUGUCAAUGGGUUUAUUUUUUUCAUUAUUAGUACUUAGUUUCUCUGUAAUUGGACUUAUGGGAUAUAAACUUUUUUUGUCAAAAAUAGACCUUGGUUUUAUAUUCUAGGUAACAACUAAUGCAGUGAACCCUCGUUUUUCGCCGGGGUUGAGUU